GAGUCUCUCACUGCAUAUUUGCAUUCUCAUCUUCUCCAUACUGUCUCAUAUUUUCUUAGAUAACCAUCAUGGCUGAAUCAUUCAUCUUCAGCAUUGCUGAAUCACUCGCAACGAAGAUUGCUUCUCUUGCAUAUGAAGAAGCGUCUCGGGUGGUUGGUGUCUACGAUGAUCUCCAAGACUUGAAAAGCAGUCUCUCAUAUGUGAAAGCUGUGCUGUUGGAUGCUGAGCAGAAGCAGGAGCACAACCACGAACUGCGGGAGUGGCUGAAGCAGAUCAAACUCAUCUUCUAUGAUGCUGAGAACGUGCUUGAUCAAGUUCACUGUGAAACACUGCGCAAGCAAGUCAUCAGAGACUAUGGCACUCCCAAGGACAAGGUAGGCCACUUCUUCUCGAGCUCUAAUCCACUUGUGUUUCGUUAUAAGCUUGCUCUUCAGAUCAAAGAUAUUAGGAAGAGAUUAGACAGAGUCGCGGCUGAUAGAGAUAAGUUUGGGCUUCAAGUAAUUGAUGUUGAUAGGCGAGUUGUGCAUAAGAGGGAAAUGACUUACUCCCAUGUUGUUGAGUCUGAUGUCAUAGGACGUUCUCAUGAUAAAGAAAAGAUUGUAAAGCUCUUGAUGGAACCGUGUCUUGACAACAAUGGUGACUCCAAACAUAUCUCUGUCAUUCCCAUUGUGGGAAUUGGAGGUUUGGGAAAAAUCACUCUUGCUAAGCUUGUCUUCAACGACAAAAGGAUAAGAGAGUCUUUUCCGAUGAAAAUGUGGGUGUGUGUGCCUGAUGACUUUGAUAUCAAGCAAUUGAUUAUUAAAAUCAUCAAUGCUGUUACUGUUAGUGGUGCUAAUUCUGCUGAUGCUCUGGUGGCCCAACAAACUUUGAGAGUAGACAUGGACAUUGAACAAUUGCAGUAUCUUCUUAGAAAUAAGCUAACUGGUCAAAAGUUCUUGCUUGUCUUGGAUGAUGUAUGGAGUGAAGAUCGUGCCAAAUGGAUUGAACUUAGAAGUCUCAUCAGAAUCGGUGGUGAUGGAAGUAAAAUUGUAGUGACAACACGUAGUCAUUCUAUUGCUUCUAUGAUGGGUACUGUUCCUUCUCACGAUUUAGAAUGCCUUUCUUUGGAAGAUUCCUUAUCUUUGUUCGUUAAAUGGGCUUUUAAAGAAGGAGAAGAGGAAAAGCACCCCAAUUUAAUCACAAUCGGAAAAGAAAUUGUGAGGAAGUGUAAAGGAGUUCCUUUGGCAAUAAGAACAUUGGCAAGUUUACUAUUUUCAAAAUAUGACAUAAAUGUUUGGGAAUCAGUGAGAGAUGAUGAGAUUUGGAAUUUACCACAGAAAAAGGGUGACAUCUUACCUGCACUAAAAUUAAGUUAUGAUCAAAUGCCAUCCUAUUUGAGAAAAUGUUUUGCUAUGUUCUCACUUUUUCCGAAGGAUUUUGAAUUUCAGACUGGUGACGUUCUUUCACUUUGGAGUGCACUAGGUUUGCUUCGAUCAUCAAGCAAAAAUGAAACUUCACAAAAUGUUGUAAACCGAUAUUUGAGUGAAUUGAUUUCAAGAUCUUUUCUUGAAAAUGUUAGCGACUUAGGCACAUCCUAUUACUUUAAUAUACAUGAUUUAGUGCAUGAUCUUGCACUAUAUGUUGCAAAAGAUGAAUGCCUAGGAAUUAGUUCUGAUAGUCAAAGUAUUCCAAAAAAUGUUCUCCAUCUGUCUUUUAUUGAAUUUGAUUUGUUUCUCGAAUCCUUCAAACCAAAUUUGUUAGGUGUGAGAACUAUUGUAGGUAUAGGAGCCAAUAAUGAAGAUUUGUUCCCUACAUGGGUAUUAAGUUGCAAAUACUUGAGAUUUUUGGAUCUGGGUGAUUCCACAUUUGAGAUUCUACCUCGAUCAAUCAGCAAGUUGAAACAUUUAAGAUAUCUUUCACUUGGGAAUAACAGAAGAAUAAAGAAACUCCCUGCUUCUAUUUGCAACCUCCAAAAUUUGGAAGAGUUGAAUCUUCGUGGCUAUGUGGAGCUUCAAACUUUGCCAGAAAAAUUAAGAAACUUGAUCAAUCUGCAAAGAAUGUCGAUAACCACAAAGCAAUCUGUCUUGCCAGAGAGUGAUAUUGCAAACUUGUGUUCCCUUGAAUCUCUAGACAUUUAUGGUUGUGACAACCUGGAAUCCCCGUUUGUAGGGGUAAAGUUGCCUUCCCUUCGAUUUUUGCGGGUUAUGAGGUGCAAGAAUUUGAAAUCUUUGCCACUUGACACACACCAUUUUCCUCAAUUAGAGGAAUUCAUUGUCGAUGAAUGUGAUAAUUUUGAAUUGUCCGAUGUACAUGAGGACAUGAACUCUGCCUUGAGGUUGAAGAAACUUUUCUUUUGCAUGAUGGUGAACUUCCCUCGUUCUCUCCACGGAUAUGCAAACACAUUACAAACUUUGGUGUUUUUAAGGUGCUACGAGCUAAAGGAGCUUCCUGAAUGGCUGUUAAAUAUGACUUCUUUGAAAUUUCUUCAUAUCUGGGGUUGUCCAAGGUUGUUGUCUCUCCCUGAAGGCAUCCACCAUCUUAAAGCCCUUGAAGUUUUGCGUAUCGAAGGUUGCCGUAAAUUGUACAAAAAGUACCGGCCACAUGUUGGAGAAUAUUGGCACCAAAUAUCCCAUAUCAAGCAUAUUCAAAUCUUCCAAUAGCCGGAGAUGGUGGAUUGAUCUCUAGUUGGAGAGGAUUGUUAUGACAACCACGAGACCACGACUGAUGUUUAUGAAGUAUCUUUCAUUUUUCCAGUGUGCAUAAUGUAUGAUGUUCUUGUUUCAUUUUGGACUGUGUCUUUGAUGAUUAACAGCGUCAGUUUGUUGCUUUCAUAAUAAUUGUGGUACUUUCUCUAUCAGAUUGUAAUUCAAUAAAUUUUAUUUAACUUCUUGUCUCGGUUGAAUUUCUCUACAAUCUCAAUGAGGCACAUACAUAUAUGAGAAAUCAAUUAGCUUGUUGAAGCAUAUAUUUGGGUAAAUAGUUAGGAUUAGUAUUUAAAAAUUAUGAAAUUAAUGAAUAAAUUUGGUGUUCACUCCAUUUUAUUUGA
Molecule: messenger RNA, 3025 nt
Organism: Arachis ipaensis
Lineage: Eukaryota; Viridiplantae; Streptophyta; Magnoliopsida; Fabales; Fabaceae
Source: RefSeq, a predicted model, not a curated record